Messenger RNA from Mytilus californianus (California mussel), 3266 nucleotides. RefSeq names its product monocarboxylate transporter 12-like. Gene Ontology annotation, biological process: monocarboxylic acid transport; transmembrane transport. The coding region runs from base 229 to 1629 and encodes 466 amino acids. The transcript has 5 exons. Lineage: Eukaryota; Metazoa; Mollusca; Bivalvia; Mytilida; Mytilidae. Gene Ontology annotation, molecular function: monocarboxylic acid transmembrane transporter activity. The record is from RefSeq and is a predicted model, not a curated record.
UUAAGCAGAUAUAUAUUUCAGUUUAUGUGGAUAAAAUUACUGAUUUGUAUAUAUAUGUGCAUUACGUUCAAUGUUUGUGUUUACUUUGAUAUGGACCAAUAACUGGUGCAAUGUGAGAGGAAUACGGAGUUAAAUUUUAGGACACUAAAACUGAAGUUUGUGGUCAAAAUACAGAAAUUAUAAGAUUGUCAAUCAGAUCUACAGUCAAGUGUUUACUUAUUACACAGAAUGUCAUCACAGUAUACAGACAGAGGAUUUUCAUGGGUAGUAUUAGGAGCUUCGUUUCUAAAUUUCUUUCUCAUAUCUGGAAUAAUGCGAACAUUUGGGAUUUUAUAUGCAGAACUUCUCCAAACCUAUGAUAAAAGUGCUGGAAACACUGCCUUUCUAGGAAGUCUUCUGUUAUUUGUAAAUUCCCUCGCCGGUCCAAUAUCUGGAUUGCUUAGCAUGCAUUUUUCAUUUAAAUGGUGUACUAUGAUUGGCGGCUUGGUUUCAUGCCUUGGUAUGGUAACCAGUUCUAUGACUCACGAUAUAGAUAUGCUGUAUCUCACGUAUAGCUGUUUAUUAGGUGUCGGAUUUGGACUAUCUUACCCACCUACUUUAUCCAUAAUAAACUUUUAUUUUGAUAAGAGAAGAGCAUUCGCUAACGGAAUUCUUACUGCAUCCUUUGGAUUGUCAAGUUUGAUAUAUCCUACUUUGUACCGGAAGUUGAUAGAUCAUUAUGGAAUACAUGGCGCUAUGUUAAUUCUUGGUGGUUUGUUACUCAACAUUUGUGUUGGUGGGAGUUUCUUCAGACAGCCAAGGAGCUUCAUGCGUCAAAGUGCUCAAAACAAUAGUCCUGACAGUAAACAACUUUUAUCCCACACAAAUGAAGGGAGUAAAAAGAGUAAAUUGACGUAUGCGAUAGACAAAAUCAUUGAUAUGUUUAGAUCAUAUUCUGUUGCUUUAAGAAACAAAUCCUUUUUAUUGUAUUGUUUCGCCAUGUCGUUUGCGUUAGUUGGAUAUUCCUCAAUCUUUAUGAUUCUUCCGCCACACAUUCAAAGCCAGCAGUUUACAAAAGAUGACGCAGUUAUUGUUUUGACUGUAAUUGGAGCUACGGAAUUUGUUGUUAGAUUUUUUUCCGGUAUCAUUAUUGAUAAACGAUGGCUUAGUGUUCAAACGAUGUUUAUCUUGACAAUGUUUAUGGGUGGGAUUUGUGCUAUUGCGUUGACAUUUUUCCGGAGCAUGCCUAUCAAUAUCAUCUAUGCAGUGACUGUAGGAAUUUUUCCUGGAAUUUUACAUUCAUUAAGACCGUUACUGGUAGUCUCCUCAUUAGGAUUGAAAAUUCUACCAAUAGCUUAUCCAUUAUCUACUUUGUUUACCAACUCGGCGUGUUUAAUUGGACAGCCUGGUCUAGGGUGGUUAGAAGAUUAUACUGGUAAUUGGAAAGCUUCGUUUUAUACAAUUGGUGGACUUUUUAUAGCGUCAUCACUUUGUGUGCUUCUUGAGCGAACGUUAGUUAAAAAAACACAGAUUGAAGAAAUGGAAAUAAAGACAGAUGACGUCAUUGAAGGGACGACAAACAACCAGAAAAACAUUGAAAAUAGAGAUUGCAAUGAUGUUGAAACAAGUCUUGUGAUAAAGUGUCCAUAGUCAACUGAAUUUUGCUAGAACUUCAAAUAUGUCGUUUACAUGUAGUAUGGUGGUCAGGGUAGAUUUUCAAAUCGCCUGCAAAUAUCAGUACAGCCAUAUCCUUUAGACUCUGUAUAGAUAAUAAUAGUUACAGAUAUACUGAAUUUUUCCAUCUGAGCUUAAUGAAAUUGUUCUUUAUUUUUUCAAUGUUUUUAGGAAUUUAUAAAUCAGGCUUUUUUAAUAAAGCAACAUUUUUUAAAAAUAUUUAAAGUAUGUUCUUUGUACUUCACAGAAUUCCUAUAGACAAUUUUUGUAUCCUACAUUAAUCCACAUGCCCAGGAAAAACCUAGGCGAGAGAUUUCAGUUUUCAGUAAUAUUUUCAUUAGGGCGCCUUCAUGUUUUUAAUCUUUGCUUACCGUGUUUCAGGAAGUUGUUAAUAGAUUAACACCAGGGCUACAAAAGAAAGAUAUGUGGUAACUAAAGUCAUUGCCAGUUGGUCUUAAAGUAGCAAUAACCCUUCGACAUCUCGCUACAGGAGACAGUUAUCAUUCACUUAUGUAUUUAUUUGGGGUGCCGCACAACACGAUAUCCAAUCUUGUUGUAGUACAAGUCUGUGAAACAAUUAUUUCCGAGUAUGCUGAAGAUGUUAUCAACACACCUACGGAAGAAGCUGAAUGGCGAGCCAUUUUGCAAGAAUUUAGUGAUAUGUGUCAGUUUCAUCAUGUGCUAGGUAUAUAUAUCUUUAUUCUCACAAACCAACAUCCAUGGUACAGAGAUAUUAUAAACAUUGAUAAUAUAACAAAUUGUCAGAAUUAAUACAAGUGUAUGAUCUACAACUAGAAAAAAAGAAAUUCCAGCUUAUAUAAAAACACAUUAUGUAUGUAUACAAUAUGAUAUAAAAGUUAUUAAACAAAGGUGCACUAGAUGGGAAACACGUUGCUAUUAAAUGUAAGGCUGGUGGUGGGUCUAAAUACUUUUAAUUAUAAAGGAUUCAAUUCUAUAGUUCUAAUGGGCUUGCUAGACGCUAAUUAUAAAUUCAAAUGGGUUAACGUUGGCGUACCAGACGCUUGCUCUGAUGCACAAAUUUGGAACCAAUCGACUUAAAAAAUCAUGUAAUUAAUGAGAAUAUUAACAUACCACAAGCAGAGCCUCUUCCGAAUGAUGACAAUUACAUUCCGUACUUCAUCGUUGGUGACGACGGGUUCGCCCUCAGAAGUUGGCUAAUGAAGCCUUUUUCUAGGAGGAACAUAACCCUUGAAGAAGAGUUUUUAACUACAGGUUAUCGCGAUCACGAAGAGUUGCUGAAAAUGCAUUUGGGAUACUUGCAAAUCGAUUUCAAUGCUUACUUUCAACUUUAAAGCAAGAGCCUAAUAAUGUCGAAUCCAUUAUAUCAUUUGAAUGAUAAGUAUAUGAUUUUACUUUUGUUUAUUUAACUUCAAAUGUAUCAAAAAAUACUAUGAUACAUGUUAUUAAACUUAAAGAAAUUCUAUUAAUACCAGUUUACUGAUCUUUUAAAAACAAUGGCACACAUAGGUCAACAUACUAAUGUAUUAAAAUUUUAAAUUUAUCAAUUCAAUAUUUUCGAUAAAUUGAAAAUUUUAAUAUAACACUAAUACAGCAAGACCGACCAAUCAAAAUGAAAACAAAACAACUCACAC